AUGGCCAACUACGUAAAAUUCAUGAAAGACAUACUGUCGAAAAAAUACAGAUUGGGAGAAUUUGAGACUAUUGCUCUCACUGAAGGGUGCACAACAAUGUUGAUGAAUAAGCUGCCUCCGAAGUUAAAAGACCCAAGGAGUUUCACUAUCUCUUAUUCAAUUGGAAAUCAUUAUGUUGGUAAGGCGUUAUGUGAUUUAGGAGCGAGUAUAAAUAUAAUGCCUAUGUCUAUUUUCAGGAAGCUGAAAAUCGAGAAAGCAGGACCUACUAUGGUUACGUUGCAACUGGUUGAUCAAUCCUAUGCCCAUUCGGAAGGCGGAACUUUAAUUGAUGUGAAGAAAGGUGAACUAACCAUGAGAAUAAGUGAUCAGCAGAUCACGUUCAAUGAAUUUAAUGCCCUGAAAUAUGCUUAUGAGAAUAAAGAAUGUCGUGUCAUUGGAUUGACAGAAACAACAGUGGAGGAAUUCACAAGAUUUUGCCAUAGCAAUUCUGAUAUUGACGAAGAAUCACUUGAGCAGAGUGAUAUAGUAAGUUUUGAUGAACUUAAGUAG
Gossypium raimondii (Peruvian cotton) is the source of this 549-nucleotide messenger RNA. RefSeq lists its product as uncharacterized. The coding region runs from base 1 to 549 and encodes 182 amino acids. The record is from RefSeq and is a predicted model, not a curated record. Lineage: Eukaryota; Viridiplantae; Streptophyta; Magnoliopsida; Malvales; Malvaceae. The transcript has 2 exons.